Molecule: messenger RNA, 939 nt
Organism: Cadophora gregata
Lineage: Eukaryota; Fungi; Ascomycota; Leotiomycetes; Helotiales; Ploettnerulaceae
Exons: 1
Coding region: 1-939 (312 amino acids)
Source: RefSeq, a predicted model, not a curated record
AUGAAGACUCAAUCUUUCAGACCCUUCCCAAGGCUUCCAGCCGAACUUCGCCUCAAAAUAUAUUCAUUCGCUCUCUCAGAACCCACCAUCAUCACAUUUAACAACCGGAGACUCGAUGACCGCACGCGUGAAGGGACCAAUGUAGCCUGGGGUCACUGCAAGGGCGACAACCACAUUUUUGUCAGACAUCGGCCAGUACCCAGUCUGUUCCACGUCUGCGCCGAGUCACGAGCGGUAUGUCUUCAACACCAUACCCAAGGUUUCGAGGUCUUUGUCACAAAACGGAAAAGCGCAAUCAUGUCGCCAUGCACCGUACAUGGACAUUACCACGACGGCGUAAACACAACCCGCAAACCUCGUUGCCGUCAUGAGAACACCAUGUCCUCUGGAAAGCUUAAACACAUCUACUGGAAUCCCAACGUGGAUAUCAUACAUAUGAAACGACUGCCUAUAACCGAUGGUGGUAUCGGAGAAGAUGGUUGGGACGACAGUAAGACCGCCGCCUAUCUUUGGGCAGAUUACCAUUGGUGCAGCUACAAGCUUGCCAUCUGUGGAAUCCGUCGAGUUGCAAUGAGCCUUGUCAUGUUCAAGCGAUGGUAUAGGGCUCCGAGGCAGAGGAUUGUGAGGGGCGUUGAAGUGGUAUAUGUCCUUCUCAAUCGCCAAGUCGGCGAUGGAGACCAAGAAUGGGAUGAACAUGUCAAAUGGUUUGGGAGGUGGUUUGCUCCUCACAUGAAGUCUCUCCUUGAGGAUGAGAUGGUGAAGGCUGAUCCGCUUCCUUUCGACACAUUCCAGUUGAAAUUGGUUGGAUUGAUAGGAGAAGAGGGAUUGGAACCGAGAGAUCUUCUGAACGCCAUAGAUUGGGUGGAAGAUACAACUGGUACCUGGAGUUCCGAAGACCAGGAAUUCCAGAAACAACGGUACCCAGAGAUAUUCAGAUGA